AAAUGGGUAACUAUUUGACAGCUCCGUGCUCCGGUCCUUCGGGCGCCUCGUGGUGUAAUGUUGGUCGAGGUCGUCCGCAGCAUGAGCUUGAGAUUGACAUCGACUCUGCCGAAGACUACAGCCCAGCGAGAGAUCGCCGCGAUGAAAAAGCGAAGCGGAGAAUGGCAAGGGAGCAGCGUGACAAUUACUCUGAUAGAGACUCAUCUAGAAGAUCACAUCGGCGGAGGCGUCAAAGUUGUAAUACGUCGGAUGGUGCGAGUGCGUCGUCAAAGCGCGGCUCGAGGGGACGUCGCGGCGCGAGCGGGAAAGCCGCGCCUGAUUUGCUGCCUUCGAUCGAGGGUGGGACAGAGGACUUUACCUCUUCCGUUGAGGACAGAUACUACUAUCGAAAUGAGGCCGAACGGGACCACUAUAGUGAGAAUGAUCUCAGUUCAGGAGCUGAAGAGGAAAUAGAACGGCUUAAACGCGAGCGCCGAAGGGAAACAAGAAAGGCGCGAGAACUCGAACGGGAGAUGAAAGCUUCGAAGAGACGUCGCAGUGGAGAGGAACGGCGCGCCCAUAGACGAAGUAGAGAACAGCGUGAUGAAGUCGCACGAAAAGAAGAACGGACCGUGUUUAGAAGCGAUGGGAACAAUGGUGAUUUAGGGAGUCGGUCGGGUGGAAGCCGCGUCGGGUCUAAGGAAACUACCACCGCUGGCAAUACUUCGAAGCACGGUGGCACCUCUUCUAGAGAAGAUCGUCCCUCGUCUUCUCGAGAAGAUGCAACAAGUUGUGCAACGUCAGUUCGUCGAACUUUCUCGAAAGAUCCGAGGACUGUUAAGGACUUGUUUCCAACACUGAACCCGCACGUUCGUAAACGGGCGCUAGAUCGAAUGGCUCCGGGCCAGGCUGAGCAUUUACUGCGAUUUGCACGGCUAAUCGAGAAACGGCAGAUUCUACAUCAAAAUCUCGAAUUACGUCUGAACGUACUCAGACAACAGCACUCGGCUGGUGGAGUUGACGUGAGCAAGGAUGGGGAGCAGAAGACCUGGACAAAUGUGGCCACGAGUAUUAUCACUGCGCAGUACAAUGACCAGCUGAGAGGGAGCUCAAGUGAGGGGUCUGCUACUUGGCAAUCUGCAUCAGCGGGAGCGACAGCUGCAGCAGCAAGCAAACAGGCAUCUUCAACACUGGCGGAGCCACCACAGUCGCCGGCUGAGAAGGUCGCGGAUAUGGCUCAGGCCUGUAAAUUGAGCCUAGAUCUUUGCAAGGAGGUUGCCGCCUUGGAUCCUGCACUUGCAGACCAGUACCGCGUGCAAUUUGCAGAUUCCGGGACCGUGCAGGACGAAGACGACCUGUUCCUGUUCCCAAAGCUGCUUGUGGAUCUGAACUCCAGUGCCGGGCCCUUCUUUCCGCUCCGCAAGUUCUACCUUGGUUCUGCGGGCGUAGAUGGCAUGGUCGCCGACCUUUUAGACAGCUUCAACGGGUUAGACUGUUGCUGUCUGCGGUUUUUGAGGGUUUUCCACUGGGACGAUGAGUUAGCCUUGGAACGUAUGACAGCUACGGCGUUAUGGCGAGCCACAUGUGUGGCGAAGCGCGUGUUAGCCUUUCAAGAAGUGCCGCGGAAGAUGCAGGCGGCGGCGGGCGGGUCUCACCGGGAGCGCCUCCGGCACCGGCACCAAGAGCGGCAACACCAAGCUCACGCUCAGGCAGCUGUUGGAGCGAUCAGCAAAUGGUACGCUGUGCGGUACGGCGAUCAACCUAGUAGUGCCACUGGGACCCUCACGAAAAGCGAUUCCAAAUCUUCGUCCUCGAAAAACGCACAACACGCAGUCACCCGCCGCUUUCAGGCCGAUCUGGAGGCAGAUAGCAUGGUUUUUCGCAACGACUUCACGGACUUGUUAAAUAGUCGCCACCACUUUGCAGUUACGAACUUCAACCUUCUCGCGAAUCCGAACGACCCGACGCUUCCACGGGAAACCAAUUCAUCAUCCACGGGUGGCAUCAGUGCAGCCUCCACUGCAACAGGCGGUGGACCCUGUUCGUCAUCGAGUGCAACAGAGUCCAACUACUCCGCUGGAGGUAGCCAUGGAAGCAAGAAGUCGAGGACGGAUAAGGAGCUGCUUGGAGGAAAUAACAUGCUAGUGGAACAACAAAUUCCUAGAUUAGCUCUUUCAAACGUCCAGGAUGGUGGAUCAUCACUGCCUUUGUUACGCGCGCCGGAUGGGUCGCCUAUUUUCUAUGCGAAAGUAAUCUAUUUUUUGCGUUCUGUGAAGGGAGUGCACGACGAGUUUUCCCACGACCAAAAUGUGGAGUGCUAUAUCACGGAUUGCAUGAGGCGCGAACGCGUCUCGAAGCAGUGCCGCUCGUUGGGCCCGACAGCGGUCUGGGACUGUGCGGGGACGCGUUUGACCGAAGCUUUGUGGCUCGUUGCGAAACUGGCGCAGUAUGGCCGCAUUGUUGCGGAGAACGGCGCGCGACACUACCCUGAUGGCAUCUGGAGGAUCCUGAUCAUCAACGCGCCCAGUUUCAUCAGCUACGGGAUGGAGAUGGUGGAUCGGUUCCAGAUGGUCACGAGGCAGAACAAGGAAGGCAUGGUGAUCGCGCGCGAAGGGGCGGAAACACGACACUGUCUUGAAAAAUUCUGCACCGAGGAAGGAUGGCGCAAGGAACGUGAAUUUAUGAGAGAGCUGGCAAGAGCUUCAUCUGGGGCCCAGCAGAGCACCGCACAGUUGUCAAUAGAGGGGUCCUCAACCAUCGCUUCAGCACGAGAACAACACAUACAAGAAGAGCAAGAUCAUGUGUCUUACGCUUCGUGCAAAACGUAUGACGACCUGAUGAGUAAGAUAGAGGCUCUUUGGGCAGAUCAUGAAAAAGGAGAGCGCAUUUGGAAGCGACCGGUUUUCGCUGAGAAACUCGGAGAGGCAGAUUCAGGAAGCGAUGACGUCUCCGAUCGCGACCAAUACGGUUCUGUGGAUGACGGCGCGGGGGAACUAGAGGACUGGUCACAGUUACCUCCGCUCGAGACGCCACGAGAACAACAUCAUGGGCACGACGUCGGCCAUACGGGACAACAUAGCGUGCAUGGUGACGAACAAGAGGACAAAAAUGUCAACACUAGCGAUUUCGAUGUUGAGGCAACGAGCGCGAUGACCGAGUUUUCUUUUCACGAUUGCGAUGAGCACCAUGAUCUGCAUCGUGAGCAAGGCUCUGCAGCGUCCUUAGAUUCUGGAACUUCCUUUGUGUCUGCCGUUCCAAGGCGCGUCAACUUCGAAGAGGCAGGUACUGGCAGCUCGGAAGAAUCCCAUAAGGAAGCAGCAAGCAGCAGAACGAGCAGCUCCACCUCUGAGAGGUUGUCCUCUAUACCGAAUGAGUGCCUUCCAUCCGAAACCCUUCUCAGCGAGAGGGUGGAAAGUCGACGUAGCAGACCAAGAAGACACAAUAACGAAAGAUGAAAUGAUAACUCAAUAAAUGCCCAUGAUUUAUAUCAUCGGAUUCGAAAUCGAAUUAUUCACAUCUAGUACUUUCACUUCCAUAUCCAUACGUCAUUUAAGUUUUUAAAAAAUCCUAGUCAAUAAUGCGAAUGAGACUCGUUAGUAUGAUUUAGAUUUUCCUGCUGUUCGUGGUUCAUAAAAAUGAGCGAGCCACAUUCUAUUCCUAUCAGUACAUACGAUACUACGCGCAUUGAAAAUGAAAUGAUUAUCUUCGAUGAUACAUCAAUAUAAUCAAGC
Messenger RNA from Amoebophrya sp. A25, 3710 nucleotides. Lineage: Eukaryota; Dinophyceae; Syndiniales; Amoebophryaceae. The record is from the annotation of a GenBank genome assembly.